Molecule: messenger RNA, 2022 nt
Organism: Trichomycterus rosablanca
Lineage: Eukaryota; Metazoa; Chordata; Actinopteri; Siluriformes; Trichomycteridae
Gene: trip4
Product: thyroid hormone receptor interactor 4
Exons: 13
Coding region: 68-1777 (569 amino acids)
Biological process (GO): positive regulation of DNA-templated transcription
Cellular component (GO): nucleus
Molecular function (GO): transcription coactivator activity; zinc ion binding
Source: RefSeq, a predicted model, not a curated record
AUGUAAACUGAACCAAACAUCACUGCUAACGAAACCUAUAACUUAGCAGCUGUUACCUUUGCUUAUAAUGUCGGAAUAUUUACAUCGCUGGUGUGUGGAGCAGUUACACCACAAAUUUGGUUUGGAAGCGAGUGAUGACAUUGUUCAGUAUAUUCUUUCCAUCACUAAAGCUGAAGAAAUUGUGGAGUAUGUGGGGGAUCUUCUGCAGGGAACCGACGGAAAGAAAAAGGAGUUUAUUGACGAGCUGCUGGACAAAUGGCGACAGUGUCAAAAACAGGAAGAUAAGGAUCCAGAACGGAUUCCCUUUAAACAGACCGGAAUGGAGGGCCCUGACAUUAUUAAAGACACCCAGAAGAAAAAGCGCAAAGGGAGGAACAAGCAGGAGUUCGUCACUGUUAGUCAAGCUGAGCCAGAACCAGAAGCUGUAAAAACCCCUAUCGACUUGAUUAGGGCUCAGCAAGAGAACAGCAGCUCAUCCUCAACCAAGAAAAAGAACAAAUUUGUGAAUUUAUAUGCCAAAGAGGGGCAGGAUAGACUGGCCGUUCUACUGCCUGGACGCCAUUCAUGUGAUUGUCUGGCUCAGAAACACAAACUCAUUAACAAUUGUUUGACCUGUGGUCGAAUCGUGUGUGAGCAGGAGGGAUCUGGUUCUUGUCUCUUCUGUGGAAGUCUGGUGUGUACUAAAGAGGAGCAGGAGAUCUUGCAGCGUGACUCAAACAAAAGUCAGAAGCUUCUUAAAAAACUCAUGGGAGAUCGUGUUGUAUCUGAGGGAGAUAAAGACUGCCUUCCACACCAGGAGGUCAGGAUUAAAGCAGGCUUGGAGAAAGCUAUACAGCACAAAGAUAAACUGCUGGAGUAUGACAAGAACAGCGUUCGUCGAACUCAAGUGUUGGACGAUGAGUCGGAUUAUUUCGCCACAGAUUCGAAUCAAUGGCUCUCCCCAGCGGAGCGUCAGGCUCUUCGCAAAAAGGAGGAGGAGCUUCGGGAACUUCGCCACGCCUCCCGUAAGGACCGCAAGAUCACACUAGACUUUGCAGGCAGACAAGUGCUGGAGGAAGAGGAGAACCUGACUCACUACUACAACAAGUUUGAUGAAACCGUCAAGUCCAUUAACACUGGGACUCUGGUUCAGACCCCAAAGAGCUCAACAUCUGCUGGUCGGCAGCACCUCAGGGAGCUUGUCAAUCCAAAUAUUCUACAGGCUGCACCGCAGUGGGUGGAUGUGGGUGGUGCUGAGAUCUCUCGCAAGCCACACAGUAAGACUAAGGACAGCGAGCAGAAGCCUGAGCGCUCCAGGCUGCGGCUGCAGGACCGAGAGCUGCAGGAAAUGGCAGAUGAUGGCUGGUGCCUCAGCAUGCACCAACCAUGGGCUUCACUUCUUACCUGGGGUAUAAAGAGAGUGGAGGGCAGGACAUGGUACACCUCCCAUAGAGGGCGCCUGUGGAUCGCCUCUGCAGCCAAGAAGCCCACUUCUGAAGAGAUCACCGAGGUGGAGACCAUGUAUCGUCAGAUCUAUAAACAAGAUCUUCAGUUUCCUAAAGACUAUCCUACCGGCUGCCUGCUCGGCUGUGUCAACAUGACAGACUGUCUCUCCCAGGAGCAGUUCAGAGAGCAGUAUCCCCAGAUCAGUGAGGAAUCAAGCUCUCCAUUCGUCUUCAUUUGCACCAACCCUCAAGAGCUGCUGGUGAAAUUUCCCAUGAAAGGGAAGCACAAGAUCUGGAAGCUGGAGGGUCGCAUUCACCAAAGUGCCAAGAAGGGGUUAAUGCAGCCAACCUGACCUCAAAAAAAGCCAUGUCAGGCCAAGAGGAACCACAUUUCCAGCCAAUGGGUGACUAGAGCUGACCAUGGGAGUCUAUAGCGACACUGAUCAGGGAACAAUGCAACCCACAGAACACUGUGACUGUUAAAAAUCUUUGAACAACAGAUUAUUCCAAAAAUUAAAGGUUAUGUUGCAUUUUCCGGGCUUAAGUGCAUCUGUAUUUGAUUACAAGGAAUUUGUAUAAUAAAAUGAAUUAAAUUGUA